Messenger RNA from Trifolium pratense (red clover), 1985 nucleotides. RefSeq lists its product as uncharacterized. NCBI's taxonomy places the organism in Eukaryota, Viridiplantae, Streptophyta, Magnoliopsida, Fabales, Fabaceae. The coding region runs from base 21 to 1535 and encodes 504 amino acids. The transcript has 4 exons. The record is from RefSeq and is a predicted model, not a curated record.
ACAUUUUUUGUUAAUCCAAAAUGAAGUUAUGGAAGCUUAGCUUUUAUGUAAAAAUAUAUGUAGCUACUACAUGUUUAUUUUUAAUGUUUGAAGUAAAUGCAACAUUGAAUAGUCAAGAUUAUGUAUCAGUUAUUGGAGAUCCUGGUAUGAAAAGAGAUGAAUUAAGAGUUGCUAUUGAGUCUUGGAAUCAAUGUAAUGAAGUUGGAGAAGAAGCACCAAAUAUGGGAAGCCCAAGAAUGGCUGAUUGUUUUGAUGUCAAUUACAAUGAACAUAAUAAUCAAAAAGGGGUGGAAUUGGUUCACAAGGUGCAAGAAUGGCAGAACAGGUUAGGCACAUCAACAAACAAGAACCUUCAUUUGAUGACAGAAAAUCCUGACAUUUUUGCAGUUUGGAAGGAGUUAUACUUAGGAAAAAAAUGUGAGGUUUUAGAUAUUCCAAAACCAUGGCAAUUUUGGAUGAUAAUGCUCAAAAGUGGUAACAUGGAUACAUUAGCUGCAAUUUGUCCAAACAAUGGUUUCAAAUCAAAGCCAUUUCCACAAACACAUCAAUUUCCUUGUUUUGGAAAAGGGUGUAUGAAUAUGCCAUCAAUGUAUCACAACUAUACAAAAGUGUAUGAUGAAGAAAAUAAGAAGAUUAUGAGAGGAAGUUUCUAUGGUUCAUGGGACUUGAAUGUUCAACAUGAUGAAAAACUAAGUUAUUUGAAUGAUACUUCCUAUUAUUAUGUGACUUGGGAAAAAGAAAUUGGUAAUGGAAGUUGGAUCUUUCACCAUGUGUUGAAGACUUCUUCUAAAUAUCCUUGGUUGAUGCUCUACUUAAGAUCGGAUGCUACAACCGGAUUUUCCGGUGGAUAUCAUUACGAAACAAGAGGCAUGACGAAAAUUGUACCAAAGUCACCAAAUUUUAAGGUAAGGUUCACCCUUGAUAUCAAGAAAGGAGGGGGUCCAAAGAGCCAAUUCUACCUCAUGGACAUGGGAAGUUGUUGGAAGAACAAUGGAAAGCCAUGCAAUGGAGAUGUCACAUCUGAUGUAACCAGAUACAGUGAAAUGAUCAUAAACCCAGAAGUUGAACCAUUGUGCAAACCUAACCAUCUUGAACAAUGUCCUCCUUAUCAUACCUUCUCAAAUGGCACUCGAGUUCACCGAACCGAUGUGUCCAAGUUCCCCUAUGACGCAUACCUUCUCUAUCGUGCUCCAGGAAAUGCAAUGUACUUGGAAAAACCAGUGAUAUCAUCUGAUCCAUAUAGCAACCCGCAGCCUCAAGAGAUACUCCAAAUUUUGCCGCACGCGGUUUGGGGCGAAUAUGGUUAUCCAACAAAGAAAGGUGAAGGUUGGAUUGGUGAUCCAAGAACUUGGGAAGUUGAUGUUGGAAGGCUCUCUCAAUCACUCUAUUUUUAUCAGGAUCCAGGUACUACACCUGUUGAGAGACACUGGCCAUCAAUUGACUUGGGGACUGAAAUAUACAUAAGUGAUGGUCAACUAGCAGAAUGGACAGUUAGCAACUUUGAUAUUAUAGUUCCAAAAAAUCAAGCUUAUUAAAAUUCCAAGAGAAACAAAUUACACAUUGAAAUUUUAUAUUUAUAUUCAUUUUUAUCAGUUUUAUUAUGGCAAAGUAUUGUCACUUAUUGCCAUUGAAAAUUUAUAUUUAUAUUCAUUUUUAUCAGUUUUAUGAUGGCAAAGUAUUGUCACUUAUUGUCAUGUUAUUCCAUCACAAGUGUAUCUUAGUAUCAAAACAUUCCUAUUUUUAGUAGUAAAUUUUAAGAUCAAACAUUGUGGAAAUAGAAUUCAUUUGCAAUUCCAUAUUCUUCUUUUUUACCUUGGAUGAUUUAUGCAUCAAAAGAUGGAAAGGAACAUUCAAUUUUUUUUUAUUAACCAAUUAAAUGAUGUACAUAUAAUUACAGGAUGACAAUAUGAAAGCAGAAGUAGGAAAAGAAAAAAAAAACUAAACCCAACUAAAAUUUAACCAACUUUCUUCCUUCCUAACUUAGG